Messenger RNA from Aspergillus sclerotioniger CBS 115572, 1247 nucleotides. RefSeq lists its product as uncharacterized. The transcript has 4 exons. The record is from RefSeq and is a predicted model, not a curated record. Lineage: Eukaryota; Fungi; Ascomycota; Eurotiomycetes; Eurotiales; Aspergillaceae. Bases 86 to 1213 code for a protein of 375 amino acids.
AGCCGGCGGAGCUCUCCUUCACCUUUCUGUUAAAACGCGGGGUCCAUGGUCGCAUUCUGAAUAUCUCCAGAUUGUAUCUGGCACUAUGGUCUCUUCCGGAUCCCUUGUUAGGUUGAUCCCUCCAUCACGUCGGAGAUCUUCAGCUGUGCUCAUUCCAUUCUUCGUUAUCCUUGUUCUGCUCUGGUUAUCGGUUCAGUGGAGCAAUACAACGAGCCAACCUGUUGCACGCGAAGCUGUCAUAGACCCUUUGGACGCGAUCAAAAAUGAUACCUUGGGGUUUGAAAAGAUUUUUGUGAUUGAUUCCCCUCAACGUCCUGACAGACGCGAUGCGAUUGUUCUUGGCUCGUCGGCCACAGGCUUCCAUGUCGACUUCAUUGACGAGAUAGUUUACAACGAAGAUAACAUCAAGGAAAAAGGGCCGACGGACCGUGAUGAGAUUGCUGCUUUCCGAUCGCACAUAAAUGUCGUGCAGAGGAUUGUCGCAGAUAGACAUGAAAGUGCACUGAUAUUCGAAGACGAUGUUGAUUGGGAUGCCAAUUUGAAGACGCAACUCAGGGGAUUUGCACAAGGUGCUCUGAAAAUCCAAAAUGGCAAUGCUUCAUAUUCACCAUAUGGAGAUAGCUGGGACCUUCUCUGGCUCGGUCAUUGCGGUGUGAAAUGCAACGCCUCGUCCCCGGUCCAAGUCAUGCCUCAUGACAUAACGGCGAUUCCUCCUCAGUUCCUUCCACCAUAUUCGUAUGAUGCUCCCAACGGCGCCGGAAACCAUGUUAGAAUGACCUGCAAGAUGGAAGAAGCAGCAUGCAGCGGGGCCUACGCUAUCACCUAUAGGGCAUCACAAAAGAUCCUUGCUACUUUGACAUUGUCCACGGACAAGCGGGCUGUAAAGUUCGAAGGUCUACUCAGUCAGCUUUGUCGCAAUGGCUCGCUCGAGUGUUACUCCUCUUACCCAUCGUUGAUUGGAAGAUGGAACUGGACUAGCCGUGAUUCAGGUAAACCCGAUAGCACCCAGGACUCUGAUAGUCAUACAUCCCUUUCGAUGGGCGCCAUGUAUAGUACUUUGCAGAAUAUUGGCCGUAUAUUGGGCGGAGAAUCUCGCGUGCAAGCGACGGUCGAUAACGCUUUAGUGCCGGAACUUAACCCCGAUCUCUACGAGGUACCAUAUGCUGUACUUAAGUGGGCGGACAAAAAGGGGGGACAUGAGAAGCAUAUCUGAUGUACCUAGAUAAUUAAUGUUAAAUGGAUUUACC